Molecule: messenger RNA, 2891 nt
Organism: Austrofundulus limnaeus
Lineage: Eukaryota; Metazoa; Chordata; Actinopteri; Cyprinodontiformes; Rivulidae
Gene: numbl
Product: NUMB like endocytic adaptor protein
Biological process (GO): positive regulation of neurogenesis
Cellular component (GO): cytoplasm
Source: RefSeq, a predicted model, not a curated record
UUCCAGGGAGCACGUGACCCCGGAGAUGAACAAGCUUCGUCAGAGUCUGAGGAGGAAGAAGCCCACCUAUGUGCCCGAGGCCAGCAGACCGCAUCAGUGGCAGGCUGACGAGGAGGCUGUACGCAAGGGCAAAUGUAACUUUGCUGUUCGGUAUCUGGGGUUGGUAGAGGUGGAGGAGUCCAGAGGGAUGCAUGUAUGUGAGGAGGCAGUGAAAAAGCUGAAAGUUAGUGGUAAAAAGACAGUGAAAGCAGUGUUGUGGGUUUCAGCAGAUGGACUCAGGGUUGUAGAUGACAAAACCAAGGACCUCAUUGUGGACCAGACCAUAGAGAAGGUUUCAUUCUGUGCUCCUGACCGUAACUACGACAAGGCCUUCUCCUACAUCUGCAGAGAUGGGACCACCCGGCGGUGGAUGUGCCACUGUUUCAUGGCUCUGAAAGACUCAGGGGAGAGGCUGAGCCAUGCAGUGGGCUGUGCCUUUGCCGCCUGCCUGGAGAGGAAGCAGCGCAGGGAGAAGGAGUGCGGUGUGACGGCGUCCUUCGAUGCCAGUCGCACCUCAUUCGUGCGCGAGGGCUCUUUCCGCAUCAACUCAUCCUCCAGCCAGCAGGGCAGCAGCAGCGAGCGUGAUGAGAAGCUGCAGGAGAAGAAGAAAGACCAGCCCUCCGCCAUCCCAGCUCUCCCACCAGGCGCCGCCUCCCCACCCGAGGGGGCGGCGUCUCCAAUGGAGCGCCCAGAACCAGGCGGGCCCCACGCCAUCCCUCGCCGCCACGCGCCCAUUGAGCAGCUGGUGCGCCAGGGCUCCUUCAGGGGAUUUCCCGCUCUGAGCCAGAAGAACUCUCCCUUCAAGAGACAGCUGUCGCUCCGCCUCAACGAUCUGCCAUCCACGCUGCAACGCAAGACGGACUUCCAGGCCAAGAACCCCGUACUAGAGAUGGAAAUGGGCCUACCAGGCGAAGGUGACAGUAGUAUCAACGCCCUGUGCUGCCAGAUCAACGCCUCCUUUACGAAGCCGUCUGACGAGUUCUUCAUCAACCAGUCUGUAUCUGCUAAUGACCCACCGGCUUGCACUGUGCCCCCCAUUCUGCCUCCACCCCCUGCGCCCAUGCACGCUACCUCGACCUGGGUUCAGCCAGAAGCUUCCCUCCACUCUCCUCCACCGGUUUCCACGGCAGUGCAGAGUGGACACAGGCGUACGCCAUCAGAAGCUGAGAGAUGGUUGGAGGAAGUGUCCAAGGCUGUCAAAGCUCAACAGACACCCCCUCCAGGCCCCACCAUCCCCACCAUCCCCGGGCCACCUUCAAUGACCAGCCAUCACAUAUCCACUCAGGCAGCCAUGCCAGCUGCCCCGGUCUCCACCGUCUCCAUGCCCCUCAGCACCUUGUCCAAACCACUUAUCUCAGGCCCCUCUGCUCUUCCCUGUCAAGUCCCCAUGCCUCUCCCACCCAUGUCGAUAUCAUCUGUUCCUCUAAUACCAGGUCCUCCAGUGUCAGGCCCCCCAAUGUCUCUUCCAUCCAUGUCCAUCCCUACCAUGUCAGGUCCGAGCAUGUCCGGGGCCUCCAUGAUGCAGCCCUCUCUGUCUGGACCCCCUGGUUCCCUUCCGAGCUCCAUGCAACCGUUCCCUCUGGCUUUUGAUGCCACCCCGGCUCCUGUAGGAAUGUUUGCCGGUCAGCCGGUUCAACCUGCCUUCCUGCCCAUGCAGACAUACAUGCCUGGCCUGGCCAGCAGCAUGACCUAUCCCAACGCCAGUGUGCCCGUGGUGGGCAUCACACCAUCGCAAAUGGUGGCCAACGCCUUCUGCACCGCCACAGGCUCGUCAGGCACAGGUGGAGCAAUGGGAUCGACUGCAGCAGCCUCCAAAGUGGGGGCGCUAGGAACGGUGGGACAGCACCAUUCCUACCCAGGAGCACCUGGUGCGUCUGCAGGGUUUCCCGCGGCUUCGUUUCCCUCGACUCCACCCCUGUUGACAUCCAUCAACGGCCUCCCACCACACAGCAGCGCAACAACCACCCUCCAGAACGGGACCUCAGGCUGUACUGGGAUCAGUGGUGGCGGCAGUAGCAGCUGGCCUCCAGAGGGCAGCCAGCUCACAGCUCCGGCAGCUAUCAACACCCAAGACGAUGACCGUUUUGAAGCCAAGUGGGCGGCGCUGGAGACAAAACCAGCCCCUCAGGUGGCAGAGAACAAGGCGCCAGCUGCAAACCCAUUUUCCAACAGCCUGCAAAAGACCUUUGAGAUUGAGCUCUGAGCCGGAUUCAGGAUCUCAACGCUCUGGAGUGGAAAACCCGUGGAAUCAGGAACCAAUUCCAGAUAUUUUGUUUAAAUUGGAUGCAUUUUGCUUAAACCUUUCAUAAGGCUCUAUGCUACGACUGUGUUAUUUUUUUUUUCUUUUUGAUCACUUGAGAUGGAAAAUAAAAGCGCAGUUUGUCAUCCUGCAAUCUGAAAAUCAAGUCACCUGCUGUGGCGACCUGAUGAUCUGAAUCCCUUCAGUCCACCUGUCAAAACACCUCUCCUUCCUGCGUUUGCCUCUCUGCUCCGGCUUCACGCUUCCUGCUGAGAGUCCCUGGAUGUACUGCAUGAGAGGUGCACGGUGGCGGUGUUGGGGUUCUUUCUUUAGAAGGUGGACUCCACUCAGAAGCAUUUCUGACUCCAUGAGAUUAUUUUGGAAAUUUUGCUUGAUUUUUAAAAUAUUUUUUUUGUCUGAGGGGCAACAUUGCACCGUGUGGAGAGGCGGGAAGCUGAUUUUAGCGAAGCACGGCAGAAGUUCGGAUGCCUGAAAGGACCGGACUCAAACGACGUGCUGACCAUUAGAAGAGAUUUAUGGCCAAAACUAUUUUAUUUAUUGUAUUGUAUUUUUUAUUCUAACAACUUAUGUACUUAAAGGUCAGACAUUUUAA